AUGGGAUUGAAACCAUAUCUUGGCCUUCGUGGCAAUUCACUUCUCCGAGCAGCGGUUUUCCUAGUUGUUUGCCCGACUUUCACGUGUUAUGGAUAUAACAUGAGCGUGGCUGGUGGCCUCUUGACACUUCCUACUUUCAACAACCAGUUCCCUCGCAUGGACACUAUCAAUACGACUGGAGCAUUGCAACAUGAGAACUCGACUAUUCAAGGCACGGUCAUCGCCCUCUACACUGUCGGCGGUAUCUUCGGAGCCCUAUCAUGCGUCUACCUCGGUGACCUCCUAGGACGGAAGAAAGUUAUCUUCUGGACCAACCUGAUCAACAUUAUCGGCGCCCUUCUCAUGGCAACAUCCUUCGAUUUUGCCCAGUUCAUCGUCGCAAGAUUAAUCCUCGGUGUCGGCAUUGGAGGAUACGUCGCUACAGUACCCGUUUGGCAGUCGGAAAUCUCACCAGCACACAAGCGAGGCUCGAAUGUUGUUACCGACGGAAUCUUUGUCGGUCUCGGGGUGACUAUAGCGCUUUGGAUCGAUCUCGGCUUUUAUUUCGUGAAAGAAAACUCUGUCUCCUGGCGAUUCCCUCUCGCAUUCCCUAUACUCAUGUCCGCCAUAGCCAUGGCUUCCAUCUUGGUGCUUCCGGAGUCACCACGCUGGCUGAUUAAGGUUGGUCGGGUUGAAGAAGCCCGGGAAGUCAUGUCAGCUCUCCAAGAACUUGAGCUUGACUCGCAGACAAUCACCGAUAGUAUCCAACAAAUUCAGACCACCCUUUCUGUCUGCGGAAACACCUCCUGGACUGCGAUGUUCACGAAUGGAGAGCAGCGUCUCUUUCAUCGUGCGUAUUUGGCGGCCACUGGCCAGUUCUUCCAACAGAUGUGUGGUGUUAAUUUGAUUACCUACUAUGCGACCAGUAUCUUCCAGCAAUAUCUCGGUCUCGACGCCGUGAAGUCCCGUAUCCUCGCUGCAUCUAUGGGCUUAAUGCAGCCCUUUGGCGGCUAUCUUGCAUACUAUACAAUCGAUAGACUCGGUCGCCGACCACUCAUGCUCUGGAGUGCCGGAGCCAUGUGCAUCUGCAUGGCCAUUCUCGCGGGUACAACAUCACCCGGAGCAGCCGAUAGCACCGCUGCUCUAGUGGUUGCUGUGAUUGCACUCUUCUGCUUCCAAUUUAUCUUCACGACUGGAUACUCAGGUCUCACUUUCCUCUACGCUGCCGAAAUGGCUCCCCUACAGGUUCGGGCUGCAGUCAGUGCAGUCUCUACUGCUACAGUAUGGGUGUUCAACUUCUUGCUUGCUGAAGUGACGCCUAUCGGCUUUUCGACCAUCGGGAACAAGUACUAUAUUGUGUUUGCAGUGGUCAAUGCGGCCAUUGUGCCAUCUGUUUACUUUUUCUUUCCUGAGACUAAGGGACGGACGCUGGAGGAGAUCGAUGAGAUCUUUGCUCAGUCGAAGAAUAUCUUUGAUCCACCUCGAGUGGCACGUCGGAUGCAGUUGCAAUCGAAUCGACCAGAUUCGGAGAAUAGUGGUUCUAAGAGCGAAUAUGUUCACGAAGAGGUCAAGGCCUAG
Penicillium pulvis is the source of this 1557-nucleotide messenger RNA. RefSeq names its product sugar porter family MFS transporter. The transcript is spliced from 3 exons. The record is from RefSeq and is a predicted model, not a curated record. Gene Ontology annotation, molecular function: carbohydrate:proton symporter activity. Gene Ontology annotation, biological process: transmembrane transport; carbohydrate transport. NCBI's taxonomy places the organism in Eukaryota, Fungi, Ascomycota, Eurotiomycetes, Eurotiales, Aspergillaceae. Bases 1 to 1557 code for a protein of 518 amino acids. Gene Ontology annotation, cellular component: membrane.